AAUGCGUUUGCUACCUCAUAUUCAUGGUAUUUUCGACGUAAAAGGUCAGAUAUAAAAUAUUUUGUCGCCAAGACAAAAGAGGGCACUAGAACUCUGAGUCAAACGGAACAGACUGACGUUCUUGACGUACGCAGCGUUAGUGACGUCACGUGCGUGAAACGUGUUUUGUACUACAGCAGAGGUGUUCUGGAUUGUGUUAUAAACCAGGGUACUAGUUUUAUUAUUUAUCUUUAAAUCGUCAACUCUUUGUUUCAUAACGGCUUAACGUUUUAGUUUCGUCAGCACGUCAUCGUCUGUCGUCCUUAUUCUUUAAAUGAAUCACUCUUCGUAGGAAAUACUUAAAGAAGGACCGUCAUGUUCCCUUCAAUCUAAAGAACAUUUAUGAAAUGAGAUGGAAAUAAUACUAAGUGCCUGAAAGGGUUAAAGCAGGUGUUUUCAAACUAGGGUCCACAACAAGGUGCACGAGUGUCCUGUGUGCGUCAUCAUGCCGGUCCAGUGCAGUAACUGCGUCCAGAGACGUGCCGUACUCAAACGGCCCAAGACCGGACACUCUCUCUGUAAGGACUGCUUCUUCUGGGCAUUUGAAGAGGAGAUCCAUCAAACCAUCGUGUCUGCCGGACUCUUUAACCGUGGAGAGACCGUGGCCAUCGGUGCCUCGGGCGGAAAGGACUCUACUGUCCUGGCUCAUGUGAUGAAGGUCCUGAACGAACGCUACGAUUACGGCCUGAAUCUUCUGCUGCUGUCGGUGGAUGAGGGCAUCACGGGUUACAGAGAUGAUUCGCUGGAGACGGUGAAGAGGAACCAGCAGCAGUAUGAGCUGCCGCUGAAGAUCGUGUCUUAUGAAGAGCUGUACGGCUGGACCAUGGACGCCAUCGUGAAGCAGGUGGGACUGAAGAAUAACUGCACUUUCUGCGGUGUGUUUCGCAGGCAGGCGCUGGACCGAGGAGCCAUGAUGCUGAAAGUGGACAAGAUCUGCACAGGUCACAAUGCAGACGACGUGGCAGAAACGGUGCUGAUGAAUGUCCUGCGUGGAGACAUCGCUCGUCUCCGCCGCUGCACCUCCAUCAGCACGGCCAGCGACGGAGAGGGUGCCAUCCCACGCUGCAAGCCCCUCAAAUACGCCUACGAGAAAGAGAUCGUCCUCUAUGCCUAUUUCAAGAAGCUGGAUUACUUCUCCACAGAGUGCAUCUACUCGCCCAACGCCUACCGGGGACACGCUCGCGCCUUCCUCAAGGACCUGGAGUCCAUCCGUCCCAGCUCCAUCAUAGACGUCAUCCACUCCGGCGAGACGCUCUCCGUGAAGGAUGGGGUGAAGAUGCCGGUGCAGGGAACGUGCUCGCGCUGUGGCUACAUCUCCAGUCAGGCCCUGUGUAAGUCCUGUGUUCUGCUGGAAGGCCUGAAUCGAGGUUUACCCAAACUGGGCAUCGGGAAACAUCACCGACUGCACGGCAAAAUUCUGGCUCGGGAGCCUUUGACCGAACAGGAGGAGAAGAAACUGAAGGCAGUGGACUUCUGACACAAAAUCAGGACUUGAUUUUAAAAACUUGACGCUUGAGUUACGUGUCAUCUGUGUUUUUAAGACGCUUUGAAAUGAAUGUUCAUAAUGAGAGAUGAUUUGGAAGUCUCCAGCAACUUUUUAUUCAUUUUUUUUUUUAAAUCUCAGACACAGUGAACUGAAUGUAACAUGCAUUUGCUGAAAAAGCAUCGUACAAACUGCUGUUCAGAAUCAGAGAAGCCUGUUUAAAAACAAACGUGAGCUUUUCCAAGUUAUGGCACGUUUAUUUAUUUAAACACUAUGACAAUAGAGUUACUUGUUUUUCAGGUUUUUCUCUUCCAUGUACAGACUAAUUGUUUUACAGGUGACACGUAGAAGUUUUUUAAUGCUUUUUAGUUUGUGACAUGAUAAAACGGAUAUUACACGUGA
This is a messenger RNA of Carassius auratus (goldfish), 1924 nucleotides long. RefSeq names its product cytoplasmic tRNA 2-thiolation protein 1-like. The transcript is spliced from 4 exons. NCBI's taxonomy places the organism in Eukaryota, Metazoa, Chordata, Actinopteri, Cypriniformes, Cyprinidae. Gene Ontology annotation, cellular component: mitochondrion; cytosolic tRNA wobble base thiouridylase complex. Gene Ontology annotation, biological process: tRNA wobble position uridine thiolation. Gene Ontology annotation, molecular function: tRNA binding. Bases 485 to 1516 code for a protein of 343 amino acids. The record is from RefSeq and is a predicted model, not a curated record.